This is a messenger RNA of Cetraspora pellucida, 183 nucleotides long. The record is from the annotation of a GenBank genome assembly. NCBI's taxonomy places the organism in Eukaryota, Fungi, Glomeromycota, Glomeromycetes, Diversisporales, Gigasporaceae.
AUGGACGGAGAUAAACCAGCUUUUGCUAAAGAAAUUGAGAAUAAAGCAGAUGACAUUAAAGACAAACUUAAGCAUGUUGAAACUGAAGAAAAAAUCAAGUUACCAACUCAGGAAGGAUGCCAUUUUUCUGUAAUGCCGCACUCUCACACUGAUAUAGCAUCCGGAAAAUGUGUACCAUAUUAG